AUGCGUGGGCAACCGUGCUUUCAGUGCUAUGCCCGGAGGAUGACAGAGGAUGACAGAGUUUACUUCUUCGAGGCGGUGGCCCUUCCAUUCGGAGGGAUCAGCGCCCUGACAGAGUUUAAUCGUGCCGCAAGGCCGCCGAACGAUUCAUGGCUCUCCUUGGAUGGGAGAUUGCGCGGGGCGUUCAACAUCCUCGGUGUGACCGUGUCGUUUGAUCGCUCCAUGCAAGGUGUGAUUGAGGUUUCUAACAAGCAGGAACGGCUGCCUGAUCUUUGGAAGCUUCUUCUUCAGAUGGAGUCGGACCCAGGGUUCAGACUUGACACACUCGCAUCCUUCAAAGGUUGGAUGCUUUUCGCAACGAGCCAUGUCUUCGGCAGGUGUGCUCAGAUCUGUACCCAGCUCAUUGGCCAGGCGUUGAAGGCUGCUAGACCCGAAGAAGCCCGGGAUCAUGUGCUGAGGGCGGCAAGGCCAGCCCUGGAGGUUCUCAGCGAGGCAGGUCCUCGUGAGGUCCUUAGGUGGGGCGAGGCCCCACCCAUCCUGGUCUUCACUGACGGUGCUUGUGAAAAGGACGGCGCUCUUACGACCCACGGGGCAGUCCUUUUGGAUCCUGCUACAGGCGUCCAAGAGUUCUUUGCGGAGCGUGUGCCAGAUCAUCUUGUGCAGCGAUGGAGAGGUCAAGGUCUUAAGCAGCUUGUUUUCUUCGCAGAGUUGCUGCCGGUAGUGGUGGCCAAAGCUACGUGGCAACAUAUCCUUAAGAACCGCUUGUGCAUUUUCUUUCUGGAUAAC
Symbiodinium necroappetens is the source of this 783-nucleotide messenger RNA. The record is from the annotation of a GenBank genome assembly. NCBI's taxonomy places the organism in Eukaryota, Dinophyceae, Suessiales, Symbiodiniaceae.